This is a messenger RNA of Baudoinia panamericana UAMH 10762, 763 nucleotides long. RefSeq lists its product as uncharacterized. The coding region runs from base 148 to 540 and encodes 130 amino acids. The transcript has a single exon. Lineage: Eukaryota; Fungi; Ascomycota; Dothideomycetes; Mycosphaerellales; Teratosphaeriaceae. The record is from RefSeq and is a predicted model, not a curated record.
AGGAAGACGAAGCAAAGUAUGGGCUAUCAUGGCGGUCGCAGCAGGGGUGGUUGAAGCACCGAAGAAGGGACUAUUCGAGGAUAUGCCUGCGCUUUGUAAGCGGCGCGAAGAAGCAGACGGCGCAUACCUGCCAAUAAUCGCAGCGGAAUGAUCAGCGCUAUGUUACCCAGGCACAUUCUCCAAGCACAACAUAGUACCAUCGCCAGUAUAGGGAGCUCAAAAGGAGAUGCUCUGUUUGGGACUUCUUCUGCCCAACACCCGAGCCCGGAUGUUCGCUUACUCAAACCUUCACGAGUAGUGAGCGUAUCAGUACGGACGGCGCCAUCCCAACGCGCGAGUCCAUGCAGGGCUGCACAAGGUAGUAUCAGGAGCCUAAGGAGAGUGAAUGGCUGUGGGACUGUGUGUCAUCACUCGUAUCGAGCAAGACGCAAUCCCAGAAUCGCCGCCUUGUGCAAAAGCUGUUGUGACAGCCCAUGGGCUCGUGUUGCAAUAGUAAUGGUGAUAGGAACAGUGUACGCUCAUGCUAUGACCACAAGAUAACGUACACAGCAUCCCAAUCACAUUGCAACUAGACAGCUGCUGAUGGUACUGGUGUAGGCAGAUCUUCCAAACACCCUGCUGGGGAGUAAGCCAGCUUCGCAAAUCCCACCUAUAUCAUCUUACCUGCUUACCCGUCCCUUUUGGGGUUGCUGCAAGGUCAUAACUGACCAAACUCGUCCACAGCUUACCUUCACAACUUCCAUACUCAGCAGCUGGUAGGUAA